AUGGCUGCAGUUAAGCCCCAUAGUCUGCAUAGCCCGGGACCGGUCCACCCUCCCAAAAUCGAGAAAAAGGCCAUCAAACCCUCGAUCGCGAGACAUGUCAACAUCCGCGUCAAGGAUCCGCUCGAUCAUGACGCACCGGCCAUUCUACACGAACCUCGCAGCUACAACGUCACCGAGGCGAAGGAGUGGGCGGUAGCCUUUGCUUCACCAAAACUGAGUCCGCGACCGCGGCUCUUGCUGCAUGGGACCGAUGAUAUGGUGCUCUCGCCGACGUGCUCGGAGACUCUGUACAGGGAGUAUGGAAAUAACGGUCCGAGAGAGUUGAAGCUGCUCCCCGGGGAUGAUCAUGGACUCACGAAGCAUGCGCCUGAAGUGGGAAGGAUGAUCUUUGAGUUUGCCGCUAAGACGCUUGGCUUUGAGAAGUUGUUGGAUCAGUCAACCCUGGACCAAGCGGGAGAGGAUCUGGUUGAGAGUCGGGAUGAGAGGAUUAGAGAGAUGGGUGAAGGGCAUGAUCUCGAGGGUGGCGAGCGACUGUGA
Messenger RNA from Aspergillus udagawae, 537 nucleotides. RefSeq lists its product as uncharacterized. The record is from RefSeq and is a predicted model, not a curated record. The transcript has 2 exons. The coding region runs from base 1 to 537 and encodes 178 amino acids. NCBI's taxonomy places the organism in Eukaryota, Fungi, Ascomycota, Eurotiomycetes, Eurotiales, Aspergillaceae.